Molecule: messenger RNA, 2630 nt
Organism: Carassius carassius (crucian carp)
Lineage: Eukaryota; Metazoa; Chordata; Actinopteri; Cypriniformes; Cyprinidae
Gene: ranbp3a
Product: RAN binding protein 3a
Exons: 18
Coding region: 142-1857 (571 amino acids)
Biological process (GO): protein export from nucleus
Cellular component (GO): nuclear pore; cytoplasm
Molecular function (GO): GTPase activator activity
Source: RefSeq, a predicted model, not a curated record
UAUAGUUCUAUAAUUGUAGUAAAACAUCACAACGUUUUUACUAUUCGAGAACGCAACGCAGUCGUCUACGCUCUGACGUCACUGUAGGACGCAGAGGAUUAUGGGUAAACACUAACGUAAGGAGGAUGGCGGAGGUGACGGAUGAGGUGUUUUCUCUCUGAUGGUUGGAAACAGAAGAUCUUGACUUCAUCCUGCAGAGGAUCAGAAAGCAGCAUGGCGGAUGAGAACGAGAAACCUGCUGUUGCUCCUCCGGUGUUUGUGUUUCAGAAAGAUAAAGCCCAAAAGAGGUCAGCAGAGGGAUCCAGCACAGAGGAUGGAGACGACUCUGAUACAGCAGAUGGCAAUUACAGCCCUGCAGCCAAAAGAGGAAGAACAUCACCAUUUACGCAGUUUCCACCAACUCAUUCCGUUUCUAAGAAUAAUGUUUUCAUGCCAUCCAGUUUCUGCCAGUCACCAACCGAAAACUCAGACUCAGAACCUGAGGAGAAAACCAUGGGGUUUCGCCUGAAACCCCCGACUCUGAUCCAUGGCCAGGCGCCGAGUGCUGGUGUCCCGAGCCCCAAACGCAAAGAAGCCCAGCGCAGCAUCCUGCGACCUCCAAUGCUGCAGCCCCCUCCGGCUCGACCCCCCCCACAGAACAACACGGGCGACAGCAGUUCAAACGGAGCGAAGAACCUCUCACACGGAGGAGCAGGAUGUGAACGUAACUCAGAGACGUCUGGUGCUGGCACACAGGAUAAUGACGCAUCAACGCAGAAGACAGAAACUCCUACAGGUUUGGAACAACUGAAGGUAAAGAGCAGCAACACUCUUGGGCACAAAACAGAAGACCAAACUGAAGGUGCCCCGCUUGAGACCAGUUUUGUGUUUGGACAGAAUAUGAGGGACAGAGCAAAGGUGGCCAACAGCUGUGUCUCAUCCAAAAGUGGUGAUUCAAAGGAAACAAAUUACUUUUUGCAGUAUGUCACUUCCAGUGCACAAAAACCUGACAGCAGCAAUGCCAACAGCGUGAAGUUUGUCUUUGGGCAGAACAUGUCGGAUCGUGUCUUGGCACUGCCAAAACUCAGCACUGAACCUCCAGGGGGCAGCAAAGAGCCUCAGUCAGAGAUUGGCCUGUUCAGCCAGAUUUCCUCCUCACAUGAUCAAACUCUGGAGAAGAGUGAAAACGUGGAAGAGUCUCUGGAGGAGUCGGCGGCGCGACACGAAGCACACAAACCACACAAGUGUUUAUUAGAGCAGGUGGAGGUCAGGACAGGGGAGGAGUCUGAGAGCAAUGUGCUGCAGAUGCAGUGUAAGCUGUUUGUGUUUGAGCUGACGUCUCAGUCAUGGCUGGAGAAAGGAUGUGGAGUGCUCAGGCUCAAUGACAUGGCGUCCGCUGAUGACGGCGCCUUACAGUCCAGACUGGUCAUGCGGACUCAGGGAAGUCUUCGAGUGAUCCUCAACACUAAGCUUUGGUCUCAGAUGCAAGUGGAUAAAGCCAGUGAGAAGACUCUCCGAAUAACAGCCAUGGACACAGAGGAGCAGGGCGUCAAAGUCUUCCUCAUAUCUGUAAGAAUGCACCCAGUGAUUAUCAUAUCAUCAGCUGAUUUGAGUCAGUCAGUGUUGUGUUGCUGGUCUCGUCUCAUCUCCUCUCAUCUCAUCUCUCAGUCCAGCUCUAAGGACGCUGCGCAGCUCUUUGCAGCCUUGCACCAUCGUAUCCUGGCGCUGCGGAGCAUCAGCGGACAGGAGUGUGACGGCCAGCCGGUCACCCGCUUCAGCAACGACGACGAGUCCCGCACGCCCCCCACAGCAGCCACCCCUGCUCCAGGUAAUCCAGAGGCAGGUGUGUGUCCAUCCACAGGUGACACACAGUGUUGAGUCUGCUGCUGAUGUUUAUCCCACAAUGCCUCACUGCAGCCCUCUGAUCCCCUCAAAUACUAUGCAGGUGUUUUUUCUCCUUCAAGUGUACUGUAGUCAUGUGUUCAGCUGGUUUUAUUGAUUGCAUUUUAACAGCAAAACAGCUCAUCUUCAGGACUGGACACAUAACACUCUCAAAGUCAUCAUAUUGAUGAAAAUGAGAGGCUCUUAGUGUUUUAGUAAACUGAAUUUCCAUUCUAAAUGUGAGACUUAAUUACUCCAUUCCCUGCUGAGUGGAAACAGUUUGUUGUCCCAUCUCAUCUUCCAUCACAGUUCAGCUCAGUUCAGCUGUGUUGUUAAAAUCAUUCGUCGCUCACUUUAGAUCUUUAGAAUUUACUCUCUUUUACUUAAAGGAAAAGUUCACCUAUAAAUGAACAUUCUGUUGUGACUCUUUUGUAGUUUCAAAGCUGAAAAAAAGAAAGAUAUUUUUGAGGAUUCUGGGUUUGGAUGUGUAAACAAUGACAGAGUUUUUUAUUUUUGGGGUGAAAUGUUUCAGCUUUUACAUAUCAUUGCAGUGAGGUUGACUAUUGUACAAACACUUACUGUAAAUUAUUCUCCAGUUUCAUUGCAAUAGUACCUUUUCACACAGUAUAUUUUUAUGAAUAUGUACUGUACAUAGUUUAGGAUCAAAAGUUUUAUAGCAAAAUGUUUUAUUAAGGACAUUAAUUACUAUCAUUACAGGUUCUGUAUUGUCUGUACUACCGUAAUACUAUAUACAGUGUUUUUAAUUUAAA